Molecule: messenger RNA, 7087 nt
Organism: Sclerotinia trifoliorum
Lineage: Eukaryota; Fungi; Ascomycota; Leotiomycetes; Helotiales; Sclerotiniaceae
Source: the annotation of a GenBank genome assembly
CCUGCGUAAACGAGAAAGAUCACCCAAAUGCAGAUCCAGUUUCUUUCCUUCCUCUUCUUCCCACUCAAGUUUGUACCCAGUUCCUAGUUCAUCUCUCUGCGUGGGUGGUUGAUUAUUCCUAUUCUCUCUUGGCCCAGAUUCUUGAAAGCUACUUUCGUUAAAGCAUUGAUAUCUCUCUACUGGUAAACUCUCUUCAUCCAACCCGAAAGCCAAAAGGACACCAAACCACACCUAGAUACCUAAAACCACAAAAAAUUCACACUAAAAAAGAAAGUGCCUAUCUUUCUCUGACGCCUACUUAUUAGGACUUUCUUUCUUUCUUUCUUAAAUCUUAGGUACCUAACCUGCUCAACCUGCUCAACCUACUCAUGCGCCAAAAGAGAACACCCCGUUCAUUCCUUACCUGAUCACGAUUACGAUCACGUCCCCUCGUCCCCUCGUCCCCUCCUCCUUUCAAUUUCUCACUUAUCUCACUUAAACCCUUCCUUACUCAUACUUGACUAAAUUUCCCAUUUCUCUCCCACCAUAAUUCUUUCCCUUCUUUCACCCACCACACCAACCCACCCACUCAAAAAACAUAACCUCCCCUCAUCCACAAUACAACCCUCCAUACCCUCCCGAUUCUUUCGUCCUUUGUCGACUUUAUUGGAUUAUUGCGCUGCUUAAUUGCGUCAAUUGUUUUCCUCUCGAUAACUACCUUUUCGUCUCUGAUUCACUGCUUUCCCUUCGGAAUUCGAGUUUUUUUUCAAAAGCAGUUCUUAACCCAGUCGAUUAAAACAUGUAAGUAGAUCAUUUUUCUGUCCUUGCGCCCUUACUGGUCGCGCAAUAACAGCUUCAACCCCCUCCAUCUCGACCCCUCAUUGCACCUACCACAACUUCCAACCUUCGUUGUGCCAGGCCUUGUCAGUUCUUUGUUGCAAUUGAUAACAUCAUUGUCGCAUAUGAUUUCUGGUGGCGGCAUUGUCGGAUGUACCUUUGCUGUUGUUGAGCCUGGCGCAAAUGUUUGACCUUGGCAAUUAGCCUUGGUACUACAAUUUGGUGGUUCCAAACUUGCGAAAAUAUUCCAACGAAGCUCCAUCUCAACGCUUGAGAGAUGUCAUUACCCCUUCAUCAACCCACUCAUACAUUAUAAAUUUCAAAUGUUGAACAAUUGACUGAUAACUUAUUCUGCUAGUUUUGAAUUUAUUCCCGAGAUUUCUCCAGCAAUAAUUCAACCCUUCCACUCUCGAAUUUUCGCAGGCGCAAACGUUGUCUUCAAAACUUUUCGAAUCGAGUUCUUUUAUUACGACGUCGCUUUUGACCAUCUAUAUCUUCAAUCGCACAUACCGGUUCUCUCGAGGGGCGAUUCGGAUAUAAUUUAUUGAAACGAUACUUGUGGAAUUUUAAGGUAAGCUACCUACAUCCAAAUAUGAAAAAUGGCAGAUCCCCAUGAACCCAGACCGGACGAGCUCAAAAUUGGCGGGGUGAGAGAAUUGUGUCGAAUUUUCUAUUGUCGCCUCCAUCCACGAUUCGCUACCAUGACGAAAAGUUAAGGAUCUCGAAUGAUGCGAGUUGGAUACAAGGGGUUAGUGGCAAUUUGAGCAGUCUCAUGGUAGCUGACCGAAAUGGUGGGUGUUGAAGCUCUUGGGUGGAGUGGCUAUUGUACUGCAUCAAGCAAGGCUUGUUGCCCGGCUCAACUUCGCCAUUUGUGUCCUACACCACCUGUAGGAGCCGUAACAGUCACUGGCCUAGCUCAAGUUUCAUCUGUCACCAUCCUUUCUUCCCCAUUUUGUGUGGGUUUCCGACUGCUAGCCCAUAUGUUCCUCUAAAUCAACUGCUCAUCAAACAGCCUGUCUUAUAUACCCAUUUCCACCCACAGUCCACCCACAGUCCACCCACAUAUGGCACAUUCAUGGCCCAGGUUUUCUUAUUGUUGAUUUGAAGAGGAUUUUGAUCCAAUUUUGUGAGCGCAGGGUCUUUUGUCUCGGUGGUUAUUCUUAGAUAGCUCUUUCUGAGAAGCGUACCAUCAUGAGAAGUUUAUGAGAGACUCUGGCUCGAGAGAACCAUCAAUGUUUUGAUUACAACUCAAUGAUCAGCGAGUGCUUCUGAUGCAUUCGGGGACCAAAACCGCAAAACUGUGGAGAACCUUUAUCCCAAUACGGUGCGAAUCAUUUUCCCAGCUCCUCUGCUCCAGCGCAAGUCGGAACAUUCCCUAUAGAAUCUUUCCUAGAGUUUCAUUUUGUCAGCCGUUUGAUUUCUUUCAAUUUCCUUGCCCCACCAGAUUAAAGCCGGAGCACUAGAUUUCGGUGUUGCUUCAUCCACUUGCGUUGUGCCCUUGAGGUGAUGGCACGGCCAUUGCGCUUGCACCACCGUGGAGCCCCUGUGUCCCUUCUGUUUCCUCCUUUCCUUGUUUGCAUUUUCAAAACCCUUCAACAUCCUUGCAGUCUGCGAAUUCUGUAUCCAAUUAUUUUUUAAAUCUUUGGCAGAGGGCUUGUAGUUCCUGGAGAGCAAAAGUUAGUGAACUCCAAUAUCCUAUGAGCCCACUUAGCAUAUCGAAGAAUGGUCAUGAUGAUUCACCAACCUCUCUGUCUACCAACCUGCUCUUGUUUCGAAGAUUGAGCACAUGCAGCAAGUCACUGCUCCAAAAGCAGUUUGAUGUGAUAGCAUUUUGCAGGCAUACAUAUUAGCUGGACUAUUGCUCACGAGAUCAACAAAGCUGUACUUUUGGUUGUCGUUGGAUAUAUUGAUCAUACACUCCAUGAGUUGUGAUGAGAAACUUUCUUGUUGUCAUUUUUGUCUUAUCAACCAUACAGGGAGGCUUGUUAUCGGCUGCAACAGUAGUUUGUUGAUGUUUUGGUGGAUAGUUAAUAUGCGGAUAAUUUUGCAUCAACACUGAAUCAUUUGCACCACGAUGAGGUGGAUAUACUGCACAAGGACCUCAAUACUAGGUAUUGGAAUGACAUCAACACCAUUGAAGUUUGUAGAUGGUGUCACCUGUGCUUUGUUUUAUCACUGCAUGAUACGGAGACUGUGAAAGACUGCACUGUAAUAGCAUAGCGUAUCAGAGAAACAUUUGACUUCUGACCUGGAAGGACAUUUUAUUCUUCUAUCCCCGAAGUACAGCAGUAACUCAUGUAUUUAAGUAUAUGACAUGUUUAUUGUUGGUAGUCCAGCGGAGUUGUCCACUGGAUCGAAGGUCUCAUGAUGCUUCUUCGGCAUACACUUUCCUUUGUGAACUUUUUCCCCUAGUAAAAUCUUCAGCAAGAUAUGAGUAUCACAUUCAGAUACAAAGGUUUUUUUUUUUUCAAGCCGUUCAAGUAUCUUUCAUUUCUGACUAAUAUUUGCUCUAUUUAAUAGAGCGUGCUUGGACCAUAACCAGGAGUGAUAUCAUUGACACUAACGUUGGGGGUCUGCCAUAACCCCGCUCUAGCGUGACUCUAGUCUAUUUGACCACAAGCUAACCUUAAGUGAAUCAGAUCCUGCAUACUUCUGGAGCUAUUUAAGCCGUCCUCAUUCUCAAACUCUUACUUUUAAACUUACACUACGACAACUUUUCAUUAUCUUUCGCGACAAAGACGCGGGAACCCUUUGCUUAUUUCUUUACAUAUUCGUCCUUCCUCGAGUUAAACGGUCUCUUGUGAAAAAAAUUUCGACUUUACGCAAUGUCUUUCCAACAACAGCCCUACGAUCCAGCUCAGCAAGGUGGCUACGAACAGAACAACGGCAACGGCGCAAUGGCUCCACCACCAAUGCAGCAGCAACAGCAGCAACAAGGUGGUAUGCCUACUGGAGAUGGUGGCUCACCAGCUCCUUUUGCGCAACAAGGUGCCGGCGUUGAAGGCUCUUCCGGAAGCGUCACUGGAGAUGCAAAGACCACUCUUUGGUAAGUUCUAAAUCCUGCAGUACACUCACUCAAAAUAAACCUCUUGUGAUUAUAUCACUCGGGUCUGUCCUUCCGGCCUUCGCGCCUUCCAUUCUCCGGUGCCCCAUCUCGAUCUCAGAUCGACCAUACUAGUACUCUGCAUCGCAAUACUUGGUGUGCGAUCUAAGUGUGCCCGAUCUAGAGAUACGAGUCUUCUCCAAGGCUUGAUCUCGAUUUCUACCGCCAUGGCUAUUGCUGUAUUGCUUCCUACCAUGGAACACUGCCUGCCAUCACAAAGCUGAUUUACAUUUUGAUAUGUGCUGACAUAUUAUACUAGGAUGGGUGAGCUUGAGCCAUGGAUCGACGAGAACUUUAUCCGCAGCGUCUGGUUCGGAAUGGGCGAGCAAGUCAAUGUCAAGAUGAUCCGUGACAAAUUCUCUGGGUGAGUUAUUUCUUAUCGAUACCGCAUUUUGAAAUAGGGCAUGCUAGCUAACCGAUGUUCUUAUCGUUCUAGAAACGCGGGUUAUUGUUUCAUCGACUUCUCUUCUCCAGCAGCUGCUGCAAAGGCCCUUUCUUUGAAUGGUUCCAUGAUUCCCAACACCAGUCGACCAUUCAAGCUCAACUGGGCCUCAGGUGGUGGGCUUGCCGAUCGUCGGUCAGAAUCCCGGUUCAUAUACCUCUACUCCCCUGCUUUGCGCUUUCUUGGAUAUAUCGCUGACUCUUUAUAGUGACGAUCGUGGACCAGAAUUCUCGAUCUUUGUCGGCGAUCUUGGCCCAGAGGUCAACGAAUAUGUCUUGGUCUCGCUUUUCCAAGCCCGUUUCCCAUCUUGCAAGUCAGCCAAGAUCAUGACCGACCCAAUCUCUGGCAUGUCUCGCGGCUAUGGUUUUGUCCGUUUCGCCGAGGAGGGAGACCAACAACGUGCCUUGACCGAAAUGCAAGGUGUUUAUUGCGGCAACAGACCUAUGCGCAUCAGCACUGCCACCCCCAAGAACAAGUCUGGAGCUAGUGGACCAGCUGGUAUGCAGAUUCAAGGCGGCAGUGGUGGUAUGGCCGGUGCUAUGGGAGGUGCCCCAGGAAUGUAUGGAAUGGGUGGUGGCCCACCUAUGGCAGGAUAUUAUGGAACUCCUCAACCCAUGAACCAGUUUACGGAUCCCAAUAACACCACUGUAUUCGUUGGUGGAUUAUCUGGCUAUGUCACCGAAGAUGAGCUCAGAUCAUUUUUCCAAGGCUUCGGAGAAAUCACCUACGUCAAGAUUCCACCCGGAAAGGGCUGCGGAUUCGUUCAAUUCGUUCAACGACAUGCGGCUGAAAUGGCCAUCAAUCAGAUGCAAGGAUACCCAAUUGGCAAUUCUCGUGUUCGUUUGUCUUGGGGAAGAUCCCAGAACAACUCUGGUCCAGCUGGGACCCCAUACAGACCUGCUCCACCACCCCCUCAUUACCAACAGAUGGGUAUGCCGCAACAGCAUAACCCUUAUGGCAAUUUCCAACCAAUACAGGUAAGAUUUACCAAUCCUUGAUGUAUUUUCAAGCUAACAAUUUACAGUAAGCAAAAAUCUUCUUUCGCGAAUGGAGUUUAGUGUAGCAUGGCGUCUUUCUGCACUGGGCUUGCCAUUUUUCGGGGCUUCACUUCUUCGCAUCCAAUAUCUGGAUAACUCUUCUCGUCUUAGCGUUACUUCAAAAGUAUCGGAUGGGUGGGAAUUUGCGUUUUCCAAUGAUGCCCAUGUAUAAGCAUAGACUUCUCAUGCGACCACGAUCUUCGCUUUCUCUUUUUUCCUUCUUCUACACAUGUAAUCUCACUGCUUUGCUGCCUAGUCUGCUCGCUUAUCAUUUUUCAUUGGCGAAAUUAAUUGUCGAUGAGAUCUGUUUGCGCAGCUUUGCACCCAUGCUCUAGAGCAGCUUUUCUUACUCUGGACUUUAUCCACAAAAGCUUAAAAGUUUAGAUUCUCUUUCUUUUUAUCUAGGAGCAUCGCAGCUUGUGCGAGCUCGAUUACAAAUGUACUCUUCAUCCAUUAUUUUGAUUGGCGGACCAUUUGUUUCCUUUUUGGUUGUAUACACUUGUUGUUGUGUAUUACCUUGUGUUUUGUGCUAUAGCCUGUGCGAUGAUGAUCAAUUCCCGUACAAAUAUUAACGUCAGACCACUGGACUUUAGCCUCUGCCCUAGGCUCAAGGCACUUGUUGUUCCAUCAUCCGAAGUAUCGGAAGGAAACAUACCUGUCUUCCUUCGCUAUUAGAUGCUCUUUCUUUUCUCUUUAGCGCCCCGCUUAGCAAGACAUUUGGCUAAUGAUUCAAAACAGAUCUGGACAACAGAACCACCAGCAGGGCAACGGUUUCAACGCUGGAUUCCAGCAGCAUCAGCAACCAUCUGGCAGUCAGAACGCUAACGGUGGCUUCAGCAACCAGGCACCAUAUUCUUAAGUCACUAUUGUCACGCUGUCCUCCUCAGAUUGGUCGUCUCUCGCGGAUACGCUUUAGCAUGCUUCUGCGAUUUAGCUUCUUUGGUCUUUCCUUGGUUUCUAUCACACUACUGCGAGAUACCCCUGCUGCUUCUAGGAUACUUUGCGACCCCUGCUCAACUUUGAUGGGAUAUUGACAACAAUAAUGGUGGAUGACUCGGCUUAUAUGAUUUCUUGGAAUUUACGCUUCUUUCCCUUCCUUUGGUUUUCUGCUACCGACUACGAAUCACGACUUUCGAAGCAUCUUAAAACUCGAUGCACUUUUCUGCGAGCUUUGAAAAUUACCUCUACGUUACAUACCCUGGCGAAAAUGGGACGGCGUCAUGGUUUGGUGCAUUACAUACAUCGAUCAUGAUACCACUCUUGCGUGCAUGGAUGGGGGCCUGGAUGGCAUUGCUUUUAGGUGUGCUUGGCGUGAUAUUCAUCUAGUUUACUAUGUGAUCUUUUCUCUCUUUUCAAUGUUUCUUUCUUGCGAGUACAUAGCCGCGACGGAUGGUCUUUCACGUUUUUACUCUUCUGCCAUGAUGGAAUAUGCACUAGGUUAUUGGUAGUAUUCCGGUCUCGGGAAAAGUUGGCGGCUGGAUGAUAUUGUUGCGUGGUUUUACCUCAAAAGGGUUUGAUAUUUUAUUCUGACUGUUGGUCUGAUAAUUUGGGAAACGGGGUGGUGCUGCGUAGCAUCGUAUAAAUAUAGUUGCCGUGGUUCAUCAGCAAGCAGGCUUAGGCAUGGGUUGGAGGAUCUACGGGCUAGGAGAUGUGCGAUGCAAGAAUUGAAACGGAUUUAUCUAUCACUUU